Mesocricetus auratus (golden hamster) is the source of this 1802-nucleotide messenger RNA. RefSeq names its product pyrimidinergic receptor P2Y4 (gene P2ry4). Gene Ontology annotation, cellular component: plasma membrane. Lineage: Eukaryota; Metazoa; Chordata; Mammalia; Rodentia; Cricetidae. The transcript has a single exon. Gene Ontology annotation, biological process: G protein-coupled receptor signaling pathway; transepithelial chloride transport. Gene Ontology annotation, molecular function: G protein-coupled purinergic nucleotide receptor activity; G protein-coupled UTP receptor activity. The record is from RefSeq and is a predicted model, not a curated record. The coding region runs from base 40 to 1143 and encodes 367 amino acids.
UCAGACGCUCACUUCUGUUCUUUCUACCUCUAGGGGACCAUGACCAGCUCAGAAUCCUUGCUAUUCACAUCUCUAGGCCCCAGUCAAAGUUCUGGAGAUGGUGAUUGCAAGUUUAAUGAGGAGUUCAAGUUCAUCUUGUUGCCUGUGAGCUACGCGGUUGUCUUUGUGCUGGGCCUAGCCUUCAAUGCUCCGACCCUCUGGCUGUUCCUUUUCCGCCUUCGACCAUGGGAUGCAACGGCCACUUACAUGUUCCAUUUGGCAUUGUCAGACACCUUGUAUGUGCUGUCAUUGCCCACCCUCGUCUACUACUAUGCUGCCAGAAACCACUGGCCCUUUGGCACUGGCUUCUGCAAGUUUGUCCGCUUUCUCUUCUACUGGAACCUCUACUGCAGUGUCAUUUUCCUCACCUGUAUCAGUGUACACCGCUACCUCGGCAUCUGCCACCCACUGCGGGCUCUACGCUGGGGCCGCCCUCAAUUUGCAAGCCUUCUCUGUCUAGCUGUUUGGUUGGUGGUAGCUGGCUGCCUCGUGCCCAACUUGUUCUUUGUGACAACUAGCCCCAAUGGACUCACCAUUCUGUGUCAUGACACCACUCGGCCUGAGGAAUUUGACCACUACGUGCACUUCAGUUCAGCAGUUAUGGUGCUGCUCUUUGGCUUGCCCUUCUUGGUCAUCCUGGUCUGCUAUGGACUCAUGGCCCGGCGACUAUAUCGACCGUUGCCAGGAGCUGGGCAGUCAUCAUCUCGGCUCCGUUCCCUCCGCACCAUUGCUGUCGUGCUGACUGUCUUCGCUGUCUGUUUCGUGCCUUUCCAUAUCACCCGCACGAUUUAUUACCUGGCAAGGCUGUUGAAAGCUGACUGUCGGGUGCUUAACAUUGUCAAUGUGGUGUACAAAGUGACCCGGCCCCUGGCCAGUGCUAAUAGCUGUCUGGAUCCUGUGCUUUAUCUGUUCACUGGGGACAAGUAUCGAAGCCAGCUCCAGCGGCUAUGCAGAGGUAGCGGGCCCCAACGGCGAACAACUGCCUCCUCCCUGGCCUUGGUGACCCUACAUGAGGAAAGCAGCAUCAGGUGGGCAGACACCCACCAGGACAUCAUCUUCCCUACCUGUGGGGAGACAGAUUAUAACCCUAGGCACUGGGUAUGAAAGGAAGGGGCUAACUGCAGGACAGAGGGAAGGGAGCCAGUUAGUGACACCUGAUAAGGGCAUCAGCUGCCUCUUUUUAGUCAACGUUUGGAGCAGUUACUCCUCUGGCCCUACUUCUUUCUCUUUUUCUGUCCCUUCCUGGACCACUGAUCCUGUCUCUAGAGCCAGUAAGACUUCGUCAGUGCUCUUCACCCUCUCUGCUUCCCCAAGUCCUUUCACAGAAUGCAUUUCUCCAACCAGAGUAGACAAUUCGACUAGAGGGGUGAAGGGUGGAGCAAUCUCAAAACUGGCCUGAUGUAUAUAAUGGAGCAAGGCAGAAGGUGCUAGCAUAUCACAGUUGCCAUAUGUGCCAUAUCUAUAGCAUCCACACCCACUUCCUGGCUCCCUCUCAAAGAUAAGCUAGUCUGACCUUCCAAGGGACUGAAAUAGGGUCCAAGGCCACUGAACCUGCUUGCCAGGGCCCCACAAGCAGCUAGAAGCCUGGUGAUGUUGAAUUGCUGGGCAGCCAUGAGGUUGAAUACUGCUCUUGAGUGAUGACCAUGAGGAGCCUCAGGAGCAGGGUCUAGGUUGAUAGCAACCUUGGAAAACAAGAGUGAGACUAGACCCACCUCUGUGACCGCGGAGAACAUACUUGAUAGCUCCCUUAUGUUUUUGGUUUA